AUGUCUAACCAAAAAUCCAAAAAUAUCAUCUACGAAACUCUUAAAGCAUUGGGCCGCUCUACAAAAACCACGCCUUUAAAUGAAAGCAGUAGCACCGACUUUUUCGCUCAAGAAUACGAGCAAGAAGGUGACAUCUACUUAUCGGAGAGCUUUUUAAAAUUCUUUGGCGACUCUUUCGUAGAGGAAGAUAUUGAGGAAGCGAUUAAGCGUGUCCAAACAGAAAUUGAGAUUGCCAAACAAAAGAGUGAUGACUCCUCGUCUUCAAGUGGAUCGGAGGACGAAGAACGAGUGGAAAAGAUCGAAGUCAAGAAAUUUUUGAAUGUUUUGAGAAAGAUGAUUAAACGUUCUUGA
Molecule: messenger RNA, 351 nt
Organism: Ambispora gerdemannii
Lineage: Eukaryota; Fungi; Glomeromycota; Glomeromycetes; Archaeosporales; Ambisporaceae
Source: the annotation of a GenBank genome assembly